Messenger RNA from Oldenlandia corymbosa var. corymbosa, 1092 nucleotides. NCBI's taxonomy places the organism in Eukaryota, Viridiplantae, Streptophyta, Magnoliopsida, Gentianales, Rubiaceae. The record is from the annotation of a GenBank genome assembly.
AUGAUGCAUCAACAACGGCAUUGGGAUUCUUGGGCUUUGUUGAUGAUUGGGGUUUUGUGGUUGUUUUUAUAUAACGAUUUAUGUGAAGCAAAGAUAACGCUACCGGCCAAUGUAACGGUGCCGGCAGUGUUUGCGUUUGGAGACUCCAUAGUUGACCAGGGUAACAACAAUAAUGUAUCCACAUUGGUUAAGUGCAAUUUCCCACCUUAUGGUUCCGACUUCUAUGCCGGAAUUCCCACCGGAAGGUUCAGCAAUGAUCGGACUCCUCCGGAUUUAGUUGCUGAAGAAUUGGGAAUUAAAGAUGCAGUGCCAGCAUACCUAGACCCACACUUAAAACCCGAUGAACUUCCGACGGGCGUAAGUUUUGCUUCAGGCGGUUCCGGUUAUGAUCCUCAGACUCCUCAAUUAGUGUCAGUCGUACCCUUAUCUCAGCAAUUGGAAUAUUUCAAAGAGUACAUAGGCAAGCUGAACGACAUGGUCGGGGAAGAAAAGGCCAAAUUCAUCUUAGCCAACGGUCUAUUCUUAAUUGUCGCCGGUAGCGACGACGUUGCCAACACCUACUUCACCUUUGGCAUCCGCAAAGCUCAGUACGACAUUAAUUCCUACGCUGAUUUCGUAGUCGCUUCCGCUUCCAAUUUCUAUCAGGAAUUGUACAAAUUGGGUGCGAGAAGGCUAGCAGUUUUUGGUGUACCUCCGGUGGGAUGUGUUCCAUUUCAACGAACACUAGCCGGAGGAUCACUAAGAGUUUGUGUGGAGACUUACAACCAAGCGGCACAAUUGGUGAAUGCCAAGCUUUCCCAACAGAUUGAUGCUCUUACAAAAACAUAUCCUGAUGCUAGAAUCAGAUACAUUGACGUAUACACCCCUCUAUACGACAUCAUCAUGAACCCACAAAAAUACGGAUUUGAAGUGGUGGAUAGAGGUUGCUGCGGUACAGGGACGCUGGAGUUGGCAUAUUUGUGCAACAAAUACGCGGAAACAUGUAAGAACCACGACAGUUAUCUGUUUUGGGAUAGUUACCAUCCAACUGAUAAAGGAUACAGUAUCCUUGUUCAAGAGAUCCUCAAAACUUACAUCAACAAUUUCUUCUGA